AAUGUUCUAUAACUUGUAUGGAUUCUCACAGCUGAUACUUGAUGACAGUAGGGUGGUAAUUUACGAAUGAUGGAUGUUCCUUGGGGGGAUCAUUCUGUGCCCCGGGGAUUGGACUUUCUUCACGACAGUGAUAUUGAUCUGGAGAGCUCGCUCCCCCUGUAUCUUGAGGAACAACAGAUUCGGAGGAGAGUAAUAUAUACAGGGAGGAAAAACAAAUCGACCUCUGACGAAAUCAGUGCAGUUCAGGAACUAAGUACUGAUGAAUACACUCCAGGAGUUUUAAAAAUAUUUGGGGACAAAAUUGUUCAUGGAGUUGAAUAUAAAAGUGUUUUAGCCUCCAAGAGAUCUACUGCUGUUGAACUUGUAAAGCAGGCUUUGGAACGUUAUGGAUUACCCCCGUCAUCGCACUCACAGUAUGUUCUUUGUGAUGUUGUUGGAACAUGUCUACCUAGCGAGUCUACAUCCGAGAGUGCCGGUACAGAGUUGGUCAGAAGAAGUAGUUCCAAAUGGAGGAGAGUGUGUUCUCGGGUGAUAUCAGAAUACGACCGUCCUCUCCUGCUGCAGAAUUACUGGAAGCCAGGAGAUGGUCACAGCCGACGUUACGAACUUCGUAUGAAGUCGGAGUUCUCUGCAAUUCCCUCAGAGGACGAUACUUACGGAUUGAACGAGAAUGCUCGCCGGAUAUCUAUGUCCAAACUCCGGCGCGGUGCCAUUCCUUCCACCAUUACAUGGCAAGAACGAAAAAUUGAAAAAUUCGCGGACCAGCUUAAUCUGGACGGAACUUUGUCUCGAAUCAAGUCACCUUGGAUGGUGAGGAAAACCGAGUGCAAUAAAGUUUUGAAUGGACUUAAUGUUGAACAUCCCAGUAAUUUUCUUCCUGACUCAUUCCUUCAAAACAAGAAACAAAAUACAGAAUCAUUUUUUGCGCCAACAAAUCGUCCAUUUUUAUUAACACUAAGGGGUUGUGACCCCAAUAGAGAUCCUUUGUUUCAUGUGUUACAGUCUAGAACAACUCUUGUGUGCAAUAGUAAAGAGAAGAGUUCAAAUUGUAUAAGGCUCUUUGCUCCUGAUAUUCAUAUUAAACAUUGUCAUCUUCAUCUUCGACGUCUGACGUCGUCUGACAAUCACUCUCCUGGCUACAACUACUGUUUGGAGCUGGAAUGUGUCGUUCCUUCCAAUAUUAGAGUAAAUGGAUACCCCGUCAGUUCCAGAACCACUGUGCAAUGUGGGGACAUUCUUUCGUUGGGGAAUUAUUACGUGUUUCUCUUCAAGGAUCUCACCGCUGGAAUGGAUAUUCCUGCAGACCUUCUAUGGUUAGGGUCAGUCGACUCAAAUUGUAACGUUACAGACACUAUCCAGUAUCUUUCAAAGUUUCCUCUCAAACAAAACAUUGUUCACGUUCCUCCCCUGAUGCUUAGCCAAGCAGUGGAUGACUCAAUUUCUGUGUCCACGGUGGAAUCCACUGGAGAAUCUGUUGGUGAACGCUUCCGGUUCGCUUAUGCGCGUGACAAAGAGGAAGAGGUUGUCAAGGCGAUUGCCGCCAUUAUACGUCAAAACUCUGUAGAUUUUUCCUUGGCUCCUGCUUUUUUGUACAGUAUGUGCAUCGAGUACGCCUGCCACCAGAAAGACCGCCAUCACAUUAGAAACUUGCUGCUACGAAUCCUCGUAGUUACUAGGGAGAACGUUGCGGAGCUGUCUAAAGCAUUACAAAACAACAAAUUUAACUGUGGUUUAAUUAAAAGUAAGAAACACAUCACCAUUGGAGAGGAUUACCUGAAGUCCUUGUUAAGAUGGAUGUCCAACUGUGUACAGCUGAUACUGUACCUCAGGGGACAGUCCUCUAAGUACAGGGCUGGAGGGAGGGGCGGACUGGACGACGAUACACAGGGAGCAUUUCACGAGCUAGCCUCUGGCCUAGAGGAGAUUGUGGUUUUCUGCUUCCAGCAAACUGUGUACACUAUCACCAAGGCUCUCUAUAUGUUGAUGCCGGCCGUGCUCGAUAGUAACCCAUUUUCAGAAAAUCAUGGUCCAGAGAAGCGAGGGGGAGUGUGGAAAAUCACAAUGGUCCUUGACGUCAUUAUACAAAUGACCAGUGGACAGCAGCUGCAUACAGAAGUCGCUAAACAGCUCUUCAUGUACAUCUUCUUUUUCUGCAGUACAUCUGUUUUCAACCGACUCUUUCUCCGGGAUGCUGGAUCCACUUACUACAACUGGACAGCAGGUGUCCGGAUCCGUGCCAACAUAGGAGAGUUAGAAGAAUGGGCAACGAGGAACGGUCUAGAUGAAGAAUUCAAUCAAAUCUUUGAGAAACUUUUAACAGCUGCAGAGCUUCUGUCAACCUCUAAAUCUAUUUUACUGAAGUACGACUGGAUGAACAUGAGAGUGAAUUAUCAUCCUCUGAAUGAGGCACAGUUGCAUCGUCUGCUACAAGGAUACAGUCUGGGCGGGAAAUCUCCACCAUAUUGCUGGAAUCCACCACCAGAGGACCGGCAUCAAGCUCUGCAAGAGGAUGAGAUUCUACUGGAGAUGUCAGGUCAUCCACCCUUUCUAUUUCCACAAGACUAUGGCGUCAUAGAUCUCGCUCAUCCACCAGACGACACAGAGUUUUGGGCACAUUUUAAAAAACUAUACGCACAAUAUGGCAUUGCCGAAGAUGACAGCGACAUUGGAUCGAAUGCUUCAUACACGCCGCAGUUUGUGGGUAGUUUUCCGAAAGUAGAACUUCAGAAGUCAUUUUUUAGUAAGCCAUUGAUAAAACAGAGAAACUUUGGAAAUAAACCUUCCCCAAGACGAGUACAGUUCGCCCCAACAAAUCUGGAGACCGAUUCCGAUACUCAUGCGCGUGUAGACGCACGCAGAAACUUACGCCAAUCUAACGCAAGCGUAUCAAGUGAUUCUGUGUUGGUUAGAGGUAGCGUUCUGAGAUGUUCCGGAGGCUCUAACCAAAGAUCAGUGUCACUGAAUGAUUCGGCAGAUAGACGACUGGAUGAACUGAUAACAAACGGUCUUACAAGUGAUGCCCCUGUUCCAGUAAAAGGUGAUAUACAAAAUAUCCGAUGCCUGAGCCCCCCGCCCCCCUUGCCUCCUCGUCAUGUGCGAGAAAACUCCCUUAAUAUCCCACCAGACUUGCCACCCAAACCCCACGCAGAAAACAUCCAGUUAACAAAAACUUCCAAUGUAUCAGAACAUUCCGAGUACCUUGGAGCAUCAAAUCACAUGAAAUUUGAAUCUCCAGUUAAUGAUGAUGACGAAGGAGAAUACAUGUUUCCAAAGAAUCUUUUGGUAAAUGGGAAUAAACAGAUACUAGAAAAUCAACAGCAGAACAGAAUGGGCACCAGGCAGCAGCACAGUCCACCAUCAUCCAUAGACAAUAGGUGUCAGUACAGUCCUUCCUCACCUAGAGACGACGUUUUUUCUGAUACAAGUGAUAACCAGGACGUAUCCCCCCGCUCAACCAGUAACCCAGUAUUUGCUGUUAGUAUUGCAAAAGGCAGUAGUGGACUGGGACUGGGGUUAAUUGAUGGAUUGUAUACCCCACUUCGUAUGGCGGGGAUCUACAUUAGAAAGAUCCUGGCGGGUAGCCCUGCGGAGGAGCAAGGACAGAUCACAGUAGGAGAUCGUCUGCUGUGUGUAAAUGGCAAGAGUAUUGUUGGAGCAGACUAUCAAAGUGCUAUGAGACUUAUAAGAGCAUCUGGUGAAAACCUCACACUUCUUAUAGCCAAAGGAAAUGACACCAUUGCUGCUAAAGUGACUUCAACGAACUGUUGAUUUCUGAAUGAAAAGUGCUUAGUAAAUACGGAGU
Saccostrea echinata is the source of this 3802-nucleotide messenger RNA. RefSeq names its product ras-associating and dilute domain-containing protein-like. The record is from RefSeq and is a predicted model, not a curated record. Bases 67 to 3768 code for a protein of 1233 amino acids. Gene Ontology annotation, molecular function: GTPase binding. The transcript is spliced from 11 exons. Gene Ontology annotation, biological process: signal transduction. NCBI's taxonomy places the organism in Eukaryota, Metazoa, Mollusca, Bivalvia, Ostreida, Ostreidae.